Aspergillus glaucus CBS 516.65 is the source of this 1482-nucleotide messenger RNA. RefSeq names its product MFS transporter. Gene Ontology annotation, biological process: transmembrane transport. The record is from RefSeq and is a predicted model, not a curated record. The transcript has 5 exons. Gene Ontology annotation, molecular function: transmembrane transporter activity. The coding region runs from base 1 to 1482 and encodes 493 amino acids. NCBI's taxonomy places the organism in Eukaryota, Fungi, Ascomycota, Eurotiomycetes, Eurotiales, Aspergillaceae. Gene Ontology annotation, cellular component: membrane.
AUGAAUCAACCCGUUGAUGAAGAGAAAGCCCCGCAUGCCAAAGAAGAGACCGACAGCCAACCCCCGGAGACCCUAACGAGAGCCGACCAUGACCAGUACGAGGUCUCAUUUGAUGCCGAACAAGACCCAAUGUGUCCCCGGAGCAUGCUAUUAGUACGGAAGUGGGUUAUCGUGAUUAUUAUCUGCAUGGGGAGUUUAUGCGUAACAUGCACCAGCUCAAUCUACACAACAACCUACCCCCAACUAACAACCACCUUCGCCACCCCACUCCUCCUCCAAUCCUUCGGCCUCUCAACUUUCGUCCUAGGAAUUGCCUUCGGCCCCCUCCUAACAAGCCCCCUAAGCGAAUCCUACGGCCGACGACCCAUCUACCUCAUCUCUUGGUCCCUAUUCAUAAUCUGGACGAUACCCUCCGCCGUGGCCCGGAACAUCGAAACACUCAUUAUAACCCGUUUCUUUGCCGGGUUUGUCGGGGGUACGUUUUUAUCUGUGGCCGGUGGAACGGUGGGUGAUGUGUUCUCGAGGAAUGAGAUACAGACGCCUAUGGGAAUUGUGUCGUCGGCGCCGUUCGUGGGCCCUUCUUUGGGACCUGUUGUGGGCGGGUUCGUCAAUUACUUUUUACAUUGGAGGUGGACGUGGUAUGUUAUGAUUGUGUGGGCUGGGGUUAUAUGGUUUGCAAUUGUUUUCUUUGCACCGGAGACGUAUCAUCCCGUUAAGCUGCGCGCUAAGGCUGAGAUGCUGCGCAAGCAGACGGGUGAUGAUCGAUAUAGGGCACCGAUUAAAGACACCCAAUCGAGACGCGCGAUAGCACUCUCGCUCCUGCGACCUUUUCAACUCCUCUUCUUAGAGCCCAUGUGUCUCUGCUUGAACCUCUACUCUGCUGUUCUACUGGGAAUUCUAUACUUAUUCUUCAGCACUUUGCCACUUGUUUUCCGGACAAAUCAUGAUAUGAACCUGUGGCAGAGCGGUCUUACAUUCCUGGGGAUUAUAACGGGUAUGUGCGUGGCAGCUGCAAGUAACCCGAUUUGGUCACAGAUCCGGGAGCGUUUGAUAGGUAAAUAUCAAGCCGGAAGCGAGCCGGAGUAUCGACUACCGCCGGCUAUUAUGGGUGGUGUUUUUAUUCCGGUUGGGCUGUUUUGGUUUGGGUGGACAACUUAUCCUAGUGUGCAUUGGAUAGUACCGGUGAUUGGAUCUGCGGUUUUUGGGUGUGGGAUGCUGCUUGCGUUCAUGGGAAUUUUUACGUUCCUCGUUGACGCAUACCCCAAGUACGCCGCAUCAGCCCUAGCAUCUAACAGCUUCGCAAGAUGUUCUGUCGCAGCUGCAUUCCCCCUAUUCGGCAACCAACUGUACGAAAAGCUUGGGUAUCAGUGGGCGACUAGUCUUCUUGCAUUCAUCACGAUUGCCAUGAUGCCGUUUCCAUGGCUGUUCUUCAAGUACGGGAAGGUUCUUAGAGGGAGGAGUAGAUUUGCAGUCGUCACCUAG